AUGGAUUUUUACUACCAUCUACAUCAUUUGGGCCGUAGAGAGCGAAAAUGUACUGUUGGGCUGAGUAGGGGGCGCAGUGUUGUGAUUCUUGUUAAACGACAGCGUAGAAGAAGAACGAAUUUGGAAGAACCCUUGAAGUGGAAGGUGUCUGUGUGGUCUGGUGAAGCAGUGAAUGAGAGAAUGGAAUUGAAGAAUGUGGUGAAGGACAAGAAAUUCUGGAUCGCUUCUUUCCUCAUCGCGUGGGCUGCGGCACUUCAAGGUCACAUGAUGUGGUUGCAGCGUCAGGAUUCCUUCAAACAGAAAUUCGGUAACCCUGAUCCCUCCCAAGACCAUCCUCAAAACUGA
Molecule: messenger RNA, 345 nt
Organism: Abrus precatorius (Indian licorice)
Lineage: Eukaryota; Viridiplantae; Streptophyta; Magnoliopsida; Fabales; Fabaceae
Exons: 2
Coding region: 1-345 (114 amino acids)
Source: RefSeq, a predicted model, not a curated record